This is a messenger RNA of Lichtheimia ornata, 1593 nucleotides long. RefSeq lists its product as uncharacterized. The record is from RefSeq and is a predicted model, not a curated record. Gene Ontology annotation, biological process: signal transduction; endocytosis; peptidyl-serine phosphorylation. NCBI's taxonomy places the organism in Eukaryota, Fungi, Mucoromycota, Mucoromycetes, Mucorales, Lichtheimiaceae. The coding region runs from base 1 to 1593 and encodes 530 amino acids. The transcript is spliced from 8 exons. Gene Ontology annotation, molecular function: protein serine/threonine kinase activity; ATP binding. Gene Ontology annotation, cellular component: nucleus; cytoplasm.
AUGUCUUUGGAAGGUCGAGAUAUCAUAGUCGGCGGCAAGUACAAGAUUGGUCGAAAAAUUGGUGCCGGCUCCUUUGGAGAGAUUUACUUGGGUACCAACAUUACCAGUGGAGAAGAUAUUGGCAUCAAAUUGGAAAGCAUUCGAGCAGCACAUCCUCAGCUAGAAUAUGAAGCCCGCGUAUACAAGACAUUGGCUGGUGGUGUGGGCAUCCCAUUCUGUCGUUGGUAUGGCAAAGAGGGCGAAUACAAUGUCCUAGUCAUGGAUCUCUUGGGCCCUUCCUUGGAGGACUUGUUCAACUAUUGCAAACGACGCUUCACCUUGAAAACUGUCCUUUUAUUGGCAGAUCAAUUGUUGUCCCGUAUAGAAUACAUUCAUUCGAAAGGUUUCAUUCAUCGUGAUAUCAAGCCUGAUAAUUUCCUAAUGGGUAUCGGCAAGCGUGGUAACCAGGUCAACAUGAUCGACUUUGGUCUUGCCAAACGAUUCCGUGAUCCACGAACCAACGUGCAUAUACCCUAUCGAGAGAACAAGAAUCUCACUGGCACACCACGUUAUGCAAGCGUCAACACACAUCUUGGCAUUGAGCAAUCUCGUCGUGAUGAUCUCGAGUCGCUUGGAUAUAUCCUGGUCUACUUUUGUAAGGGCCAAUUGCCAUGGCAAGGCAUUCGAGCAAGGACAAAGAAGGAAAAGUAUGACAAGAUCAUGGAGAAAAAGAUGACAACACCUGCGGAUGCGUUAUGCCGGAGCUUGAGCCAGGAGUUUGCCAUAUACCUCAACUAUGUCCGCUCCUUACGAUUUGAUGACAAGCCCGAUUACUCUUAUUUGCGCAAGCUGUUUCGAGAUCUCUUUGUUCGUGAAGGAUAUCAAUAUGAUUAUGUAUUUGAUUGGACAAUUCGGAAAAUGCAAGAAAAGAAGCUAGCGGAGAACCAAGGGAUGCGCAUGGACCCACCUUUGUAUAACAAUGUGCCAUACGAUCCACUCCCUGUUCAGCAACGUCGUCCUAUGGUUACCACCGGGUUGCCAUCUCCUGGUAUUGGUCAUCGCACUUCAACCACCCAGCCGUAUCGAGCAGAAUCAAAGUCGCCGGAUACAUCAAAGAGGCUCGAUGAUGUGAUGCUUCAAUAUCAACAGCAGCAACAGCAACAAAAGCUAUUGCAGCAUCAGCAGCAGCAGUAUAGUCAUCAACCUCCAGUGAUGAUUCCGCAAUCGACUCCUCAAGAUCAUGCCUACUUGGCCAAUCAUCAUGGCUAUGCUGGAACCGGCGGUGGAAGAAUGCUUGUAAGAGAUAACCAAGCCAGUGCAGGUUCAUCAUCCAACAGAAUCCUGCGCACACAAAACAAGGCGCUCCCGAAUGUCGGAAGUUCAUCAGCCAUGGCCACCCAGUCGCCGUCGUUCCUAGAUCCUGCAUCGACUUCAUACCAUCAUGAUUAUUUGCCUGAAAGUAAUGUUGGGGCAUCAGCUGGCAUCCAUGGUACUACUACAAUGGAUCUUAGAUCAUCGGCUGCUCUUCCAAGUGAACGAUCCAAGACAUUGGGCAACAACCCUACAAAGCCCCUUCACAUGUUUAAUUCUUCAAGGCUUUACGAUGACUUUUAA